AUGUGCACAUACUCGUUCCAACGCAUGGUAUGCUGCUGCGCCAAAGGCCCCGAAUGUCCCCAAAUGACCCGCGGCCGCGCCAUAAUCGGCGGCGAAGCCUUCCACUACAUCGACAUGUUCUACGCCGUCGACGAUCUCGGUUCAGCAUGCGACUACCAGCGUCGACUCUUUGGACGCAACGCCGGUCCCACGAUGCAUUGUCCUAGAUAUGCUUUCGAUGAUAAGAGGAUUAUCAAAGGGAGUUUCAGGAAGAGUGAACUUGCUUGUGUCAAGUGUGCUGAGACUUGUGCGCCGCCGAGUUGUACUUGGCAGGCUCCUAGGGCUGAGAAGGAGGAGGGGAAACAAUGA
Messenger RNA from Fusarium coffeatum, 348 nucleotides. RefSeq lists its product as uncharacterized. The transcript has a single exon. The record is from RefSeq and is a predicted model, not a curated record. Bases 1 to 348 code for a protein of 115 amino acids. Lineage: Eukaryota; Fungi; Ascomycota; Sordariomycetes; Hypocreales; Nectriaceae.